AUGGAUUUUUAAUAGUUAUUACUCGAAUAUAAAUUUAAGACUACAGAGAAAAAGAAAGGUCAGUUCUGGUGGAAAGAAUAAGCAUGGAAUAAGACUGAUCACAAAGUUAAAGUAAGGAAAGACAAGGUAGAAAGAUCUUUUUCUAGAUAAGAUUAUGUACUAUCUAUCUCUGGAGGUUUUGAUGCAAGCUUUAAUUGGUUAGUUACCAAUAAUGUCUUAAAUGGAACUCCUGUUUGUGAAAUUUGCUGUGCUGAAAUGGAGCUUGGUGGAGGUGGUUAAAGAUGCUCAAUGGAUCCAAGAAGUUACAGAUGCCGCUAAUGCCUAACUAAAACUAGUCUGCGACAUAGAUCAUAUGUCUAAGAUGCUCACUGCACUUUAAUGGAGUUUGUUAGAAUAGCUUACUAUUACUUUUUAAAAGGAUAUGAUCCAGAUUUGGCCCAUAGAGAAAUGACUGAAAAUGCAUCUGAUGGAAUUGGUGCAGGGAUCGCAAAAUCAACGAUUUAUAGUAUUUAUGCUCUUGCAAGAGAACGAAUAUCUAGACAUGCUACUUACUCUGUUCAAUCUAAGAAAUUUGGAGGACCAAAGAAGGAAGUGUUAGUUGAUUUCUUAAAGCUUCAUUUAAGAAACAAGAAAGGAAGAUCUGAGGAGUGGCUAGUGCUUGGCUUUAUUGAAAGAAAUAGUGGCAGAUGUAGAGGAUAUAUGAUCCCAAAUAUCAAGGUUUAAACAAUAGUGUAAUUUUUGGGAAAAACAGUUGCAAAAGAGUCCAUUUUAUACACUCCAUUUUAUUCUGAAAGUGGUUGGGAAUUUUUAGAUAAGUAUUUCGAUCAUAGAAGAUUAAGAAAGACAAAAGCCAAUGAUUAUUUCACUGAAACCCAAAGCUGGUUAAAAGAAUCGGGAUUUGAUAAAAUGUGGAGGAAUGUUAAAGAUUUAGAAAUGAGCUAUCUAAAGUUUUAAACAAAUAUGAGAAGAUAUGGUAAAAUUCAUGAAAAUCUGCAGAUGUACAUAGAUGAAUAAGUGUUUAGGACUGAGAAUAACACUCUUGAGGAAAAAAGAGAGGCUUUAUGUUAAGCAUUCCAUGUGGAUCAUUGGAAGGAGUAAGAAGAGUAAAAAGAUAAAGAGCUAGGUAUUGGUGGUGGUUAUGGGUAAUUUGGUAUUUUAAGUGAGGAGGAAUUCCUUAGAUUAUUAAAGACUACAGGAAAAAGAGUCUAAAAGUUUCAUGAUCAUCCUGACGAAUUCAAGAAUCAGUUUUAUAAAAUAAAAUAUCCCAAAAAAGAUGAUGGUAUACGUUUAGUAGUCUCGAAUGAAGAUUAGGAUGAUUGCUCAAAUGAGCCUGGUGCCGAUAUAGACAAGCCCUUAAUGAGAUUACCUGGUGAAUUGGAUGAGCAAAUAAACAUUUAUGACAUUGCAAAGAAGAGAUUCAACAUAGAAAAAGAUAAAGAAGUUCAGAGAAUUCAGCAUGAGCUGUAAUAGCUUUAGGAUAAAGAAAUAAAUCCCUUAGAAGAUUUGUUUUGA
Messenger RNA from Stylonychia lemnae, 1512 nucleotides. The record is from the annotation of a GenBank genome assembly. Lineage: Eukaryota; Ciliophora; Spirotrichea; Sporadotrichida; Oxytrichidae.